This is a messenger RNA of Portunus trituberculatus (swimming crab), 2025 nucleotides long. RefSeq names its product transmembrane protease serine 9-like. Gene Ontology annotation, molecular function: serine-type endopeptidase activity. NCBI's taxonomy places the organism in Eukaryota, Metazoa, Arthropoda, Malacostraca, Decapoda, Portunidae. Gene Ontology annotation, biological process: proteolysis. The transcript has 8 exons. Bases 6 to 1385 code for a protein of 459 amino acids. The record is from RefSeq and is a predicted model, not a curated record.
UCAGCAUGUGGGUUGGGAAGUUUGGUCUCGUGGCGUGGGUGUGCGUGGCGACGUGGUGGUGUGUCUCCGCUGAAGUGUUGCGAGGCGAUGGACUGCCGGGGGAAGACUGCCUGAUGGGGGGCGGUGUGGUGGGUUACUGCGAGGAGGUAAGGGCGUGUCUAGGCGACGGAGGAGUGGUGGAGAGGAAUGGGCGCGUGCAGCUGUGUCAACCCCACGGCAAUGAUACGAGUAUCUACGUGUGCUGCAGGAAGCCUCGUCUGGUUGCUAAAGAAUUGUGCGAGGCCUGGGCAGGGUAUUGGCGGGACGAGAACGGCAAUUGUGCUACGGAAACUCCACUGAUUUUCGGAGGCCAGGAGGCAAAUAUUGGAGAGUUCCCUAACGCGGUUCUGAUCGGCUCCAAGUACAAGAAUGAAGGAAUUAGGUACGACUGCGGUGGCUCUCUCAUCUCCCCCUACCACGUCCUCACCGCUGCCCACUGUGUCUUCGUCUACUCUUCCGACAUUACAUACUGGGCUAAGUUUGGGGAACACGAUACUUCCCACGACGCAACCUCUGACCUAACACCGGUGCUUCGAGGUCACAUCCCAUCUUCCCUAUACCGAGCCGCGGAGCUUCAAGAACAAGCCUUGAACUCCACGACCAAUACCACGAAUGAUGACCCGACUUCGACUUCGCCUAGCCCUGAAAUGGCCUUGGUGGAGCAGAUGAUUGAGGUGGAGUUUAAGGAGGUUCAUCCAGAUUAUCCACGUCUGUACAACUACCACGACAUUGCUGUGGUUAGACUGAAGACCCCGGUUAAGUUUACAAGGCGUGUCCUGCCAGCCUGCCUGCCCCUCGACCCAACAGAGGACCACCAAAACAAGCGCCUGACUGUCGUUGGGUGGGGCUACACGUCCUCAGGCAUGCAGGAAAUGUCGUCCACGCUGCAGAAGGUGGAGAUCCCAGUGGUGGACCUCCUCACCUGCUCUACCCAGGUGGCGAACCCCUACUCCAUCCCCAUGGGCAUCACCAAGGACAUGCUGUGUGCGGGGGAGCUGGGGAAGGACUCGUGUCAGGGUGAUAGCGGCGGGCCCUUGAUGGAGCAGGUACCAGUGGGUGGCGCCUCCUGCGAGCACACUGUUGUGGGUGUGGUGAGCUUCGGGGUGGGCUUGAAACACUCUCGCUGCGGACGCCUGGGUGUGUAUGCGCGGGUCUCUUCCUACCUGGACUGGAUAACUGGUAUUAUUGCCCCCAACAGCACAGGACAGGGCGCCUACCACACCACCACCACCACCACUACAUCCACUAACUCUUCCACCACCAACGUCACUACCACCACAACCACCGCAGCUACCACCACUGCCAGGGUGACCGCUACUACCGAGUCAGUCCCGGAGUUGUUAUAGUUGGUGUUCGAGAGGAUGACGCGAGGCCUGUGAUACAAUAACUCCCAUUCUUUUGACUUUCAACUGCAAUUCUAGUAUGCCUUUUUUUUAUAUAGUUUUUUUUCCCCUUGGCAGUUCUCCCUCUUACAUAAAAAAAAGUAAACAUUGACAUUUUGCACUGGUUCAAACGUGUCUAGCUGUGGUGACCUCAAUAUCAGCUCAAACGCAUAUCAAGCUCAAUCAAAUGUUUAAAUGCUAAGUGUAUCAUCAACUACGGGUGUGUAUAAGGUGUUGUUCGCAUGUUUGUGUGUAUAUACUAAGAGAAAAGAGUAUUUAGGUAAUUUCCUUUUGUUUUACACUUGUUUCAGUAUUAAACCAAUCACUAAGGUAGCUACGAGCAGCAUUGGUUUCCUACUGAAAAUACGAUUUCCCAGAAAUCAACCUGUUUCGGAUAUUCUACGAAGGAGAUAUGGACACUUGUUUCGUGUUGUACUUUCUUGCUUGGUCGUAUUGAGUGUCUUGAGUUGACAGUCAGUUCGUUAAGGCAUGAAUGACUUACUGUGGAAAUUAAUUGUUCCUGAUAGAUAUUGUUACCAGUACAAACUUGCGACAAAAAAAAAUAACAGAAGAAUAGUCCCAUAUAUAAGCAUACAAACAUUCG